This is a messenger RNA of Colletotrichum acutatum, 972 nucleotides long. RefSeq lists its product as uncharacterized. The record is from RefSeq and is a predicted model, not a curated record. Bases 231 to 740 code for a protein of 169 amino acids. Lineage: Eukaryota; Fungi; Ascomycota; Sordariomycetes; Glomerellales; Glomerellaceae. The transcript has a single exon.
UGCUUACAAACUUGAACAGAUUGCCAAGAGUUGAAGCUAUCGUGACUUGUAGGCUUGCAAGUUGCAGAGAAAGCAUCAAGUCAUAAGCUCCAUGAUAUCUGCGUCUUGGGGGUUUCCUUCUUCAGACCAACACCUUCACCGUCAGUCUACAGUUCCAUCUCAUCGCUCACCACAUCUUCUCUUUAUCCAUACUCAGAGUUUUACUCAAACCCCAAUCCCAACCACCCAACAUGCUCUUCGCCAAGCUCUCCGCCUUCGCAGCCCUCCAGCUCCUCUCCCUCCCCGCUGCCCAAGCCCAGACCAACAACAACGCUUCCGCGCCCACCACCACCGUCCCAUCCUUCACCUGCAACCCAGGUUACCCCGUCUCCUCCGCUGAGCAAUCCAUAAUCUUUACAAACUUCCUGCGCAAGUUCUACCUCGAAAAGGACGUCUACCGCGCGGGGAGGGAACACAUCCUCCUCAACGCAAUCAACCACAACCCCAACGUCAACGGCGACCGCGACGCGAGCUUGGCCUGGGUUGCGCCGCUCAUCGCCGAGUGGAAUGUUACUAUUACCAACACGGGCUUUGCUGAUAACGUCGGGUGGAGUCAUGUGAAGGUGGAGGGACCUGGGAUGGGGCGGUAUACUGUUGCUGUUGAUAUUUGGCGGUUUGAGGGGAGUUGUAUUGCUGAGCAUUGGGAUGCGUUGCAGGUUGCGCCGCCGGCGAAUAGAACGAACCCGUUGGAGUUGAUUUGAGGUUGCCUAAUUGAGGUGGCUAAGGCGGAUGUGCUCAAGAACUAGAGAUUUGACAGACUAGACUGUGUUACCGGCGAGAUGGAAUUCACAUAGCUUGAUAUUCGCACAUAGGGCUAAGUCAUAGGUAUUAGAGGAGCAGACAAUAUACUGGUCAUAAAUGGAGUAUCCGCUGUCUUCCAUAAAAUCACCAAAGAGACUGAUCCUAGGGAAUCAGGCCGUUACCAGCAGAUGC